UGUGUCACAUUCUUUAUCAUAUGUGUAUUUAAGCUGGCCUUUUGGACAGGUCUGCUAACAGGGUCAGCAGUUGUGUGUAGUUACCUAACUGAUAAAAGAGAUAAGCCGUCAGCCAUACUGUAGAUAGUCAUACUUAUGAUACUUUAAACUGCCUGCCGUUGCUGAAUAAGGGCGCUCUAGAGCCUGGGCGCUUGCUUGCCUCUCUUUCAUGAGUGUUCAUUGGCUAAGUGGAGGACAGCAAGAGGGAGAACUUUGUGAAGAAUAUGUCACUCCAUCCAAACCGACAGGAUGGCACAGGAGGAUCAAAACGUUGGAUUAAAUUGUCGUUUUUCUACGUCAUUAUCUUCACGGCAGUUAUAAUUUCACUUCUUGUGUAUAAAUCAUGGGACGAGGUGGUUAUUUUGGCAAAACACAAGCAAUCCAGCGCGAUGAAAGGCUUUCUAAACGCAACAGACACGCCAAAAUCUCUUUCCAACAAUACCGGCAUUUUGCAGCCAAAAAUGAUCUUAUAUUGGAGAGUCAAUAAGUCGUGUGCAUAUUUCACCCUUACCAAACCAGGACCUUCGUUCAAGGAUCUAAACUGUCCGGUGAACAACUGUGUCUGGACGGACGAUAAAGCAAAGGUGAAAGAAGCCGACGCGGUCCUCUUUUUUGACCACUGCCUGAAAGAUGUGAUUCCCCCUCAAGAUAGAAACCCUCAAGGCCGUUGGGUUCUUGUUAACCACGAGAGUCCAUGUCACGUCAAUACCUUUAAAGUUUUGUCUCAGUGGGACGGCCUCUUCAACUGGACGAUGACGUACACGAAAGACAGCGACAUCUACAGUCCGUACGCACAAGUUAUACGUAACGAUGGGGACAGCCCGGUGUUAUCCAGAGAACGGUCGUUAUCAAUCGCCAGAAAUAAGUCGAGCCUGGUGGCUUGGAUGGUUAGUAACUGCCGCACUCUUAGUAAACGAGAAAAAUACGUAGAAGAGUUAGAUAAAUAUAUCCCAGUCGACGUAUACGGGAGAUGUGGGCCUUUGGCGUGUGAGCGCCGAAGCAAACGUUGCUCUAAGAUUCUCAGCGACUACAAAUUUUACUUAGCAUUUGAAAAUAGUCUUUCAAAAGAUUACGUGACAGAGAAAUUCUUCAACAUGAUCCCAAUGAAUGUAAUCCCGAUUACUCGAUCUGGAGCAAAUUUCAGCCGACUUGGAAUUCCAUCAGCAUUGCACAUAGACACUCGGGAUUUCAAAUCUCCAAAAGAUCUGGCAGAGUAUCUCAAACGUCUUGAUCAAGAUGAUGAAAGCUACGCUGCCUUACUGAGAGCAAAAUCCAACUACAAGCUUCUUAGUUGGAAGCAUAGUUACUGUGACCUAUGUAAAAAACUAAAUGAUCCUAAAGAACAGAGCAAGAGUUACAGUACUUUAGAAAUAAAAGAACAGCUUGGAUCAUGCGUGCCACCAAAUGACCUGCAACAUCAUCACUUCUUACAGAAUCGACCAGAAGAUGAAAUAUAUAUGGAAGUACCUCAUAACUGAUGUAUAUGAAAUCUCUCAUAUUUAACAAAGUACAAAUCACCAUGCAUCACAACCAAAA
This is a messenger RNA of Lingula anatina, 1575 nucleotides long. RefSeq names its product lewis-type alpha-(1,3)-fucosyltransferase-like. Gene Ontology annotation, cellular component: membrane. Gene Ontology annotation, molecular function: fucosyltransferase activity. NCBI's taxonomy places the organism in Eukaryota, Metazoa, Brachiopoda, Lingulata, Lingulida, Lingulidae. The record is from RefSeq and is a predicted model, not a curated record.